This is a messenger RNA of Cheilinus undulatus (humphead wrasse), 4931 nucleotides long. Its product is annotated as involucrin-like. NCBI's taxonomy places the organism in Eukaryota, Metazoa, Chordata, Actinopteri, Labriformes, Labridae. The transcript has 6 exons. The record is from RefSeq and is a predicted model, not a curated record. The coding region runs from base 68 to 2248 and encodes 726 amino acids.
AGGACCUUUCUGUUGUCGUAGCUUAGUUUUAUGUUACUUUUAAAUGAAUUAAACCGCAAAAGGGACGAUGCGUUCACCUGAGAGUUUGAGAGAGUUUAUCGCCGAGCGAUUAACGGCUGCUGCCGAAGACAUUUUUGUAGUUUUUAAAAGAACUAUCGUCGAGUAUGAGGAGGAGAUCGACCGUCAGUGCAGACUGCUGGAUAUGGCAUGGAAACCUCACAUCUACCUUCAGAGAACAGAUGUUCCUCAGCAACAUGUGUUUAAGGAGGUGGAGGUUGUGGCUGAGCAGCAGCUCUGUAACCAGGAUAGGAACUCCAGCCUGGACCAACAGGAGGGAGAGCCUUCACGGAUCAAAGAAAACCAGGAGGGAGAGCAGGUCACAGUGAAGCAGGAGAUGGACACAGCCAUAUUGAGUAACCACAGUGAAGGAGAACUUCAAAAUGAACAGCAGCUUGCUAAGAACUCUGUUGUUGCUGAAGUUCAAGACACCAAAGUUAGCGAACACGUCACAGUGGGACUGACCGCUUAUGAAGAGGAAAUGUCUGUCGGUGAAGUGGAAGAGAUCGAUGGUCAGCACAAUAUAAUGGAUAUGGUCAAGAAACUGCACCUCCACCUGAACAGAAUAGCUGUGCCCCAGCAGCAUGUGCAUAAGGAGGAGGAGGAUGUGGUUGAGCAGCAGCUCUGUGACCAGGAGAGGAACUCCAGUCUGGACCAAGAGGAGCCAAAGCCUCCACAGACUAAAGAGAAACAGAAGGGAGAGCAGCUUGAAGAGAAGCAGGAGACAGACACAAUCAUGUUGACUGACCACAGUGAAGGAGAACUUCAGAAUGAACAGCAGCUCCUUUCUAAAGACUUUUACGUUGGUGGGGAACAAGACACCAAAGUCAGCAAACACGUCACAGUGGGACUGACUGCUUAUGAAGAGGAAAUGUCUGUUGGUGAGGUGGAAGAGAUCGAUGAUCAGCACAAUAUAAUGAAUAUGGUCAAGAAACUUCACAUCCACCUGAACAGAAUAGAUGUGCCCCAACAGCAUGUGCAUAAGGAGGAGGAGGUUCUAGCUGAGCAGGAGAGGAACUCCAGUGCGGACCAGGAGGGGCCAGAGCCUUCACAGGAACAGACGGGAGAGCAGCUCACUGUGAAGCAGGAGACGGACACAGCCAUGGUGGCUGACCACAGUGAAGGAGAGCUCAAAAAUAAAUGUCCACACCUUUCUAAUCACUCUCAGGCUGCUGAGAAUCAAGGCACCAAAGUAAGAGAACUCAAAGACUCAGAAUCAUCUAGAAAAACAAAACAAAAGAAAAAACAUGGAAGAAAGUUGACUAAAAGAAUAAAUCCCAAAAGAAAGACAAUAGAGAAUGACUGUAAUCGUGAACAGCAGCUUCUUCCUAGUGACUCUCAUGUUGGUGAGAAUCAAGAUGCUAAAGGGAGCGAGCACAUCCAAGAGGAAACAACCGCUGAUGAGUAUAAAGAGAUUGAUCGUCCAUGCAUACUGCUAGAUAUCGUCCGGAAACCUUGCAUCUACGUACACAGAAUGGAUGCACCCCAGCAGCAUGUGAUUAAAGAGAAGGUUGUGUCUGAGCAGCAGCUCUGUAAUCAGGAGAGGAACUCCAGCCUGGACCAAGAGCAGCCAGAGCCUCCAUUGGUUAAAGAGAACCAGGAGGGAGAGCAGCUUGAAGAGAAGCAGGAGACAGACACAAUCAUGUUGACUGACCACAGUGAUGGAGAAGUUAAAGAUAAACAGCAGCUCUUUUCUAACGACUCUCAUGUUGAUGAAAAUCAAGACACUAAAGUGAGCAAACACUUCACAGAGGGACUUUCUGUUUAUGAAGAGGAGAUGUCUGUUUAUGUGGAGAAAGAGAUCGGUGGACAGCACAAUAUGAUGCAUAUGGCCCCGACACUUCACAUUCACCUAAGAAGAACAGAUGUGCCACAGCAGCAUGUGUUUCAGGAGGAGGAAGAGGUUGUGGCUGAGCAGCAGCUCCGUGACCAGGACAGGAUCUCUUGCCUGGUGCAAGAGGAUCCAGAGCUUCUACCAAUGAAAGAGGAACAGAAGGGAGAACAGGAGAUGGACACAAUGAUCUUGACUGACCACAAUGAAAGAGUACUUCAAAAUCAACCUGUCAAAGUGAGCAAACAAGAAGAGUCCGUGUUAACUAGAAAAUCAAAUCCAAAACGAAAGAAAAUGUUUCAGGAAAGAAGAAAUCCCAAAAGGAAGACGUCAAAGAACAACUGUUAUUGUGCUCAUUAACUCCUUCCUAAUGGCUCUCAUCUUGCUUAGAAUCAAGAUCUCAAAGGAAGCACACACAAAAACUCAGAAUUAACCAGAAAACCAGAACCAAAGGAAAAGAGAAAACGUAGGGAAAUAUUUUUUUUCAUGACAGUGAGUUAAACAUCCACAUGAAAAUACACAGAGGCGAGAAACCGUGCUCCUGCAGCACCUGUGGAAAAGAAGUCUUUAGGUAGUCAAAUUUAGGUGCUCAUUAUAAUCCUCACACUGAUCAAAACAAUUAUACCUGUGAAACAUGACAAAAGAUUUGCUCAGGUGUUGAGCUUAAAUGGUCAUGAAAGAUUGCUCACAGAUGAGUGGCCGCUUACCUGUGAUAUCAUGUGAUACGGAAAAGAUUCAUGGAUUCAAAAAGCUUAAAAAUUCAUAAAAGAAGUCACACAGGGGGAAAAACAUUUCCCUGAGAAAUAUGAUUUUAGUCUUCCAGAGAAUCAUCUACCUUGCAAGACCACACAGAGAAACCAUACUCCUGCAGCAACUCUGAUCAAGUACUCUUAAAUAGAUCAAGGUUAGAUGCUCAGAUAAAAACGCCAUCUAUCUGCAAGAUUGAUGUCACGUCUUUUGGACUUGGAAAUAAAUUUGCACUACACUAGAAAAGACAUAGUUUAAGAUAUUUACUGCUGUAUUAUCUGUGGCGAGACUUUCAUGUCAGGUAGAAUUCUAGAUAGGCACAAAAUAAUCCAAGAAACUGGUAAACCUUUAGAAUAUAUGGUAUUUUAACAGUUUAUAUUUAUAUGUUAAAAUAACAUGUAAAAAAAUAAUUUUAACACUCAGUGUAUAUGGUCCCACCUGGCCCCAAUUGGUGUUCAAUUCACUCUUUCCCUAGUGUUAAAACUUUAGAGUUAAAUCAACUUAACACUCAUUUUCACUGUAGAAAACUUAACAUUGCAUGUUAAUCAUCUCUGAAGAGUGUAAAAAUGACUAAUCACCACUGUUCUCCUUUCCUAUCCUCUUACUCCUGCCUUUCCUUGACCCUGUGGGGGAUUGUGGACAGGCCUGAGGCACAUAUUUUUGCUAGAAAAGCCUGAAAAGGUGUAUUUUGCAUAAUAUAUGGCCUUUAAAAACUUAAAAAAACUACAUCAGUCCAUCAGAAACAUGAGCUAACAAUGAUGACUGUAAAACAGGCAUCAUGGGAAAAUUAUGCAAAUUUGAAAUUGUGUUCUGCAGAGUUGAACGGAUCAACCCUGAAGGCCAUUCAACUCAGAAUUGGAGUUAAAAUUACACUCAAGGAGUUAAAUCAGCUGUGGUGGGAAUUUUGUAUGUUUUGUAUAUUUUAACCUCUGAUUUAGUUAGUCUGUAGGUUUAGCUGUGCUUCUGUCUUAUUGACCAAGAAAUGACCUGGCGAAUCGUUUUUGUUCUAACUCAACUGUAAAUCAUAUCAUGAUCACCACAGGGCAGUAAGUCAUGAGCUGAGCAGCUAUAUGUUGUAAAAGGUCAUAAAGACCACUUUUUGGGAAGUGACCAUCUGUUUUAUUGCACCCCAAUUGAUUUACCCUUCUGCUCAGGAAGUUCUUUGAAGUUGAUCAAAAGCUUAUGUGUUUGGUCAACUGCUCAAAGGCAUGUUUUAGAUGGUAUAAAAAGGGGGUCCUCCAGUUGCUCAUUGGGCAAGCCUCAUACUGCUAACUGCCAUGUGGCUGUGUGGGUUUGCUCCCUCUGUGCAGAGUGAAUUAAAUUCUUGAUGCAUGUAUCUUACCAGUCUUGUUUUUUGACUCUCUAUAGGUAAUCGAGAAAUUUCAUUAACACAGCGUAACACUGGGAUAUUAACAGGGCUUAGUUGGGCUGGGCAACAAAGCCAAAUUUAGGUUAAAUUGCAGUAUGGUAUGCUGCAGUUUUCAAGAAGAUGGAAUAUUUCUUGAAUCUGAAACGUGCUUAAAAAUACCAGUUUAGAACUUAUUUGCGGCAGAGAUUUAGCCCUACAUGUGCAAUUAUUUGAGUGUCAUGUUUUUUUUUUUUUUUUUUUUAAAUAUUUUAUAAAUAAUCCUGAUUUCCUCAUUUUUGUAUGUUUUUCUCAAUCAAAUGAGAGUGACAAAAAUGAUCAUUCCCUUCAAUACAACAGUUCAUACUGAAUUUGCAGUGUUAGUCAGAAAAAAUCACAAAUGUUUUUCUUCAGAUCUGUUCAACCUUAGUUUAAUAUUAUGUUGGUUACAGCAUAAAAUGAUUAACUGCUUGUGCUCGUUGAUGAGGAACUUAAAACAUAAUCACAUCUUAAACAUUUGGGGGGGGGGAAUCACAAUAAGAUUUAUUUCCCAAAUCGUUCAGCCCUAGUUCUUAGCCUCCUCCACUCUUUGACUACACAUGAAAUCACAUGCAGACGAGAAGCCAUGUAGGUGCAGAUUUUUUAGAGAAAGGUUUGCUCAAGUUAUAAUGACAUUGCAUUAAUUUAACCAAAAACAGUUUCCCAUUUAGAGAGGGUUCAAGUUGUCGUAGUUUAAACACAAGUUCCUUUUCAAGUGUGCGAUUAAGCUUCUGUGAUAGCUGAGGUCAGUGGCUUUCUUUCUGGGUUGUCAGUCUUUCUGAACAAUUGUUGUGAACAUGAUAGAUCAGGAAUUUUCAUUGAUCUAUGCUUGUAUGUCCAGUCAGUGACCACGUUGUUUUACUAAAACAGUUGGACUGAAAGUGUCUGUAUGUGUUUGCCUAAAACUGUUGA